This is a messenger RNA of Leopardus geoffroyi (Geoffroy's cat), 1203 nucleotides long. It is a transcript of the gene CELA1, whose product is annotated as chymotrypsin like elastase 1. Gene Ontology annotation, molecular function: serine-type endopeptidase activity. The coding region runs from base 27 to 896 and encodes 289 amino acids. The record is from RefSeq and is a predicted model, not a curated record. The transcript is spliced from 8 exons. NCBI's taxonomy places the organism in Eukaryota, Metazoa, Chordata, Mammalia, Carnivora, Felidae. Gene Ontology annotation, biological process: proteolysis.
GUCGUGUGGUCUACUCGGCCGGCAACAUGCUACGCUUCUUGGUGCUCGCCACCCUGGUCCUUUAUGGACACAGCACCCAGGACUUUCCAGAAACCAACGCCCGGGUAGUUGGAGGGACUGAGGCCCGGAAGAAUUCCUGGCCCUCGCAGAUUUCCCUCCAGUACCUCUCUGGGGGCAAAUGGUAUCACACCUGUGGGGGGACCCUCAUCAGACAGAACUGGGUGAUGACAGCUGCUCACUGCGUGGACCGCAAAAUGACCUUCCGUGUGGUGGCUGGAGAGCACAACCUGAGCCAGAACGAUGGCACCGAGCAGCGUGUGAGUGUGCAGAAGAUCGUGGUGCAUCCCUACUGGAACAGCAAUAACGUGGCCGCCGGCUAUGACAUUGCCCUGCUGCGCCUGGCCCAGAGAGUUACCCUCAACAACUAUGUGCAGCUGGGUGUCCUGCCCCCGGCAGGGACCAUCCUGGCCAACAACAAUCCCUGCUACAUCACGGGCUGGGGCAUGACCAAGACCAACGGGCAGCUGGCCCAGGCCCUGCAGCAGGCUUACCUGCCCAGUGUGGACUACGCCACCUGCUCCAGUUCCAGCUACUGGGGCUCCACCGUGAAGAGCACCAUGGUAUGCGCUGGAGGAGACGGAAUUCGCUCUGGAUGCCAGCCGCUCUACACUGACAAUUCUCUGAGGCAGUUGUGUCUCCAGAUCCCUUGCCACUGGAGUUUCCCAAGAGUGUGUCUUCUGGGUUUUCAGACUUCUGGGUCCCCCAACUCUUCACCUCAGAAUGGAUCCGCUCAUUCCCACCGAGCUCCUUCCCAGCUCUUCCUUCUGCCCUCAGAUCCUCAGCCACACCUUCCAUCUCUCCAGAGCCUGUGUCUCUUUUCAAGUCAAUUAACAUAAGAUGAUAGUGUUAUAUGUAAUUUAAUUACCUUCCAUUCCUCUAGCCCAGAAACACUCUCAACCCUCUAUUAGAAUUUGGGUGGAAGAUUUUUAGGUUGUUUUGUUUGAUUUGUUUUGAGUGCAGUAGUCUAAAGAAAACAUCCUCUUUUCCUAAGCAGUAGUUGGGGUGUGGUACGGCUAGUUCCUUUUUAAAAGAAUCAUCCCCAAUUUGAACUUUUGGUGUCUUUUCCUUUAAACUUCAAUUUUUAAUGAGGCUAUAUGUAUUAAAUUGCUUAAGGUGACAAAUAAAACUAUGAGUUUAAUGAUG